AUGGAACGUCGCAUGCUUUCCAAGGAGGACGAGGCGGCUGCCGCAGGAGAUGAGGUGGAGGUUCGGAGGGAGGAUCAAGACAAGAUCAAUAAGUUCAGUCGACUACACCAGCGAGAGACAACACUGGAGGAAGAACUACAAGCAAAGCAUAAGGAGAAGGAGGACUUGGAAGAAAUUUCGAACGAGUUGGAACUUGCAGACGAGGAUGACAACAUACCCUACAAAAUCGGCGACUCUUUCAUCUCUCUCCCUCUACCCAAAGUGCAAGAAUUACUGUCUGCGUCAACAAGUCAAAUCGAGGAGGAUGUGACCGUUGUGGAAGAAAAGCUCAGCACAAUCAGGGAGGAAAUGACAGAGUUGAAGGUCCAGCUCUAUGCGAGAUUUGGGAGGAGCAUCAACUUGGAGACAUAG
This is a messenger RNA of Mollisia scopiformis, 411 nucleotides long. Its product is annotated as prefoldin subunit 4. NCBI's taxonomy places the organism in Eukaryota, Fungi, Ascomycota, Leotiomycetes, Helotiales, Mollisiaceae. Gene Ontology annotation, biological process: protein folding. The coding region runs from base 1 to 411 and encodes 136 amino acids. The transcript has 4 exons. The record is from RefSeq and is a predicted model, not a curated record. Gene Ontology annotation, cellular component: cytoplasm; prefoldin complex.